This is a messenger RNA of Corythoichthys intestinalis (scribbled pipefish), 6660 nucleotides long. It is a transcript of the gene nr1d4a, whose product is annotated as nuclear receptor subfamily 1, group D, member 4a. The transcript has 8 exons. NCBI's taxonomy places the organism in Eukaryota, Metazoa, Chordata, Actinopteri, Syngnathiformes, Syngnathidae. Gene Ontology annotation, biological process: hormone-mediated signaling pathway; positive regulation of transcription by RNA polymerase II; cell differentiation. Bases 3621 to 5279 code for a protein of 552 amino acids. Gene Ontology annotation, molecular function: nuclear receptor activity; zinc ion binding; RNA polymerase II cis-regulatory region sequence-specific DNA binding. The record is from RefSeq and is a predicted model, not a curated record.
UCAUCUCAAUACUUUGUUAUGUACCCUUUGUUGGCAAUAAUGGAGGCCAAACGUUUUCUGUAACUCUUCACAAGCUUUUCACACACUGUUGCUGGUAUUUUGGCCCAUUCCUCCAUGCAGAUCUCCUCUAGAGCAGUGAUGUUUUGGGGCUGUCGCUGGGCAACGUGGACUUUCAACUCCCUCCACAGAUUUUCUGUGGGGUUGAGAUCUGGAGACUGGCUAAGCCACUCCAGGACCUUGAAAUGCUUCUUACGAAGCCACUCCUUUGUUGCCCUGGCUGUGUGUUCGGGAUCAUUGUUAUGCUGAAAGACCCAGCCACGUCUCAUCUUCAAUGCCCUUGCUGAUGGAAGGAGAUUUUCACUCAAAAUCUCUCAAUACAUGGCCACAUUCAUUCUUUCCUUUACACAGAUCAGUCGUCCUGGUCCCUUUGCAGUAAAACAGCCCCAAAGCAUGAUGUUUCCACACCCAUGCUUCACAGUGGGUAUGGUGUUCUUCGGAUGCAAUUCAGUAUUCUUUCUCCUCCAAACACGAGAACCUGUGUUUCUACUAAAAAGUUCUAUUUUGGUUUCAUUUUACCAUAACACAUUCUCCCAGUCCUCUUCUGGAUCAUCCAGAUGCUAUCUAGUGAACCGCAGACGGGCCUGGACGUUUACUGGCUUCAGCAGGGGGACACGUCCGGCAGUGCAGGAUUUGAGUCCCUGGCGGCGCAUUGUGUUACUGAUAGUAGCCUUUGUUACUGUGGUCCCAGCUCGCUGUAGGUCAUUCACUAGGUCCCCCCGUGUGGUUCUGGGAUUUUUGCUCACCGUUCUUGUUAUCAUUUUGACGCCACGGGGUGAGAUCUUGCAUGGAGCCCCAGAUCGAGGGAGAUUAUCAGUGUUCUUGUAUGUCUUUCAUUUUCUAAUAAUUGCUCCCACAGUUGAUUUCUUUAGACCAAGCAUUUUACCUAUUGCAGAUUCAGUCUUUCCAGCCUGGUGCAGGCCUACAAUUUUGUCUCUGGUGUCCUUCUACAGCUCUUUGGUCUUGGCCAUAGUGGAGUUUGGAGUGUGACUGACUGAGCUUGUGGACAGGUAUCUUUGAUACCGAUAAUGAGUUAAAACAGGUGCCAUUAAUACUGGUAACGAGUGGAGCCUCGUUAGACCUCGUUAGAAGGUACACCUCUUUGACAGCCAGAAUUCUUGUUUGUAGGUGACCAAAUACUUAUCUUCCACUCUAAUUUGGAAAUAAAUUCUUUAAAAAUCAAACAAUGUGAUUUUCUGUUUUUUUCCACAUUCUGUCUCUCAUGGUUGAGGUUUACCCAUGUUGACAAUUACAGGCCUCUCUAAUCUUUUCAAGUAGGAGAACUAACACAAUUAGUGGUUGACUAAAUACUUAUUUGCCCCACUGUAUGUGCAUAAAUUACCAUAUUAGGGAGCCAUGUCAGGUUGUCUAUAUAGAGUGAAUUGACCAUAUUGACCAAUGACCAAAUUAAAUUGGCACAUUCUGUAGAUUAUGCUGUGUAGGCUUAAACUCAAAAGUAUUUUUCUUUUCUAACCGGUGAAAUUUAUACUGGGGCACGUGCCCCAGUGAAAUAUGUCUGGCGACGCCCAUGCUACAAAUUUGUGAACAUCAUGCUCACAAAUCCAUGGCAGAAUUUGUCUAUAAAGAAUACAUGUCAAAUGUAUGCUUUUUGUUUAAAUUUAAUGAAUUUGGAAACUUAACUCAUUAACUGCCUUUGACGCGGAUAGAUGUCCAAUCCAUUUUAAAUGAGAGGGCUGGCGUCAAUCAUUCGUUGCCACCAUACCAAAGUGUAACAAAUUAGACAAACAUUUUGGAAAAGGGUAAAAUUAUUUGAUCACAAUAUUUUUUUAAUCCGAAUCUCUUGCAAAGUGCAAUGAUCGGCAACAGAACAUUUAUGGCUUUAAAUAUGCAAUUUGAAAUUGCAUAAAAAGAAAUAAAUGGCAACAUACUGUACAAAUUCUUAACAAGAUUUUAAAAAUUAUUCAAACAGCAAGACAGUGGGGAAAUACUACCAAGCCUAAACUAAUGGCGGUACCAUACCAUAGACUUCACUAAUAGUUGACGGGACACGGGACCCUGGGCUGAUACGUAGGGGCCUAUUUUCAAAAACUUAAAAUUCAAAUAUUUUCAAAACCAAAGCCGCUAGCGACCUAAAACCAAAACAGGCACUUCCCUUGGGGAUAUGAGUCUCCAUGAGCAGCGACAUACAAAAAUUCAAAGUCGUUCCCUAAUAAAAUCCCGAUUAAUUAUUUUUUUUUCAUACCAGUAUAACAAAACUUUAAAUGGCUAUAAAUUCUCAAAUUUUACGCUAGAUGGACAAAAAUCAGCAAAUGCAGAGAUAAUCGCCUAUGUUUUCAGGAUCAAUAGCAAUAUUUAACAGCUCAUAUAAGUUUUUGCCCAAAAUAGCAACUCUUUUUUUUUUAUUUAGUGCAAGUUUUCAUCAGCUGAUAAAUCACUCAAUUUUCACAUCAGAAACUUAAUAUUCGAGGAAAAAAUGCAGAAUCAUCUUAAUUUUACUCACCAGAAGUAAAAUUAGCAUUUUUCUAUAUACAAUCACAACUUAUUUAGGUUGAAUUCUGAUGUUACUCUUGCCUCAGCACAGAGGCACGUUUUGCCGGCUAUCUGCCCUUCGUUGUUUUUAGAUUGAAAUGUUACAUAAAAUAAAACAUGUAAAAGGCUAAGUGUUUCUGUAUGGACGCAGAAAUGUCUAAAUUACUACUUUUUUGCCCCCCCAAAAAAACCGGGCAGUUAGCCGAAAAUUACAUGAUCAUUUGAAUGUAAAGUUAUGCUACUGUGUAUGGAUACAACAUGGCGGCCAUCACAGAACAAAGAGCUUUUUAAGUUGAAAAUUCUUGUAGAUAAAUGCGUACAUCCUGGAAUUUCUAUAGAUAUGAACAUAGAUCAGUGUAGAUUUUUGGUUAAAAGCAAAAAAACGGGAAGUUACCAUUCAUUUUACGUAAAUAUUCGCACUAAAACUACGCUAUUGUGUAAAUCCAACAGGACGGCCAUCACAAAACAAAGAGCUUAAGUGGAAAAUUAUUGUAAAUAAAUGUUUACAUCCCGGAAUGUCUAUAGAUAUGAACAUAGAACAGUCUAGAUUCUUGGUUAAAAUUAAAAAACAAGGCAGUUAUCAUUCAUUUCAAGUAAAUAUUUCGAGCCAAAGUUACGCAAAUUUUUUCCAUGCAUUUUUUUCACAAUGUUUCUAAGUGCAUGCAUGGGGCUAUUUUAUAUAAUAAUUACCUUGAAUCCUCAACCAAUUUACUCUUGAGACACGCCUGCCUGCAUGCAUGCAGUAAAACAUUCUUUUGACCCCUCAACAUUAAAUGAGGUCCGCUGUUUUGGUUAAUUGACAAUAUUUCACUGAGACGGCUAGCUAGCACAUGUGAACAAGAGGUGGCUUGUAUACAUUUUCAACCAAUGAGAAAUCAGAGAAUUGAGUGACACUGCUUUUAGCCAAUGGCGACCCCACUAUUUGAUCCUUGGAUGUCGGCUCUUCCUGUCAUUGUGAAGCAGAAUUUACCAAGUGUUGGAUUGUUCAAACACUAAAGGGAGUGUGAGUGUGUUUUAUGCUGCCUUCACACGCUCUGGAAAAGAUGAUGCUUACCACUUGUUAGUUGGCAAUUAUGAGAGGUGGAGGAGUCAUCCUGUACGCAGGCUCCUCCGGAAGUUCAAGCCCUAGCCCGGGCAGCCCCUCCAGCGGGUACCAGACACAGUCACCUUCCUCACAUUCACAGCCAUCAUCACCGGAGGAAGUCACCUUCACAGAAAUCGGGGCACUGAAAGAGAGGGCACCUGGAUCCACCACUCCCACCUCCAAACUGGUGUUCCAGUUCCCUGAGGUCUAUCGAGGCUCUCAAGCAGCCACUCAGCAGAAUACCUAUGCACAUCCGAUUGCAGGAAAAAGGCCAUGUGGCUUCCACGGCACUUUUACUAAGAAUGGUGGAAUGGUUCUACUCUGUAAGGUCUGUGGGGACAUUGCAUCUGGUUUCCACUACGGAGUCCAUGCAUGUGAAGGAUGCAAGGGUUUUUUCCGUCGCAGCAUCCAGCAGAAUAUAAACUACAAGAUGUGCGUAAAGAACGAGAACUGUUUGAUCAUGCGUAUGAACCGCAAUCGGUGCCAGCACUGUCGCUUCAAGAAGUGCCUGUCUGUUGGCAUGUCACGUGACGCUGUUCGUUUUGGCCGCAUCCCCAAACGAGAGAAGCAGCGACUUCUGGAUGAGAUGCAGAGUUAUAUGAACAGCCUAAAUGAGUCGGCUGCUUUAGAAAUGGACUCAUCCUCCGUGAAAGAUCUCCCCCCCAGUGAAGAAGACUGCAACUCAAAGGAGGCCAUUGGGGCCAUCUCCAGAGCUUACCAAGACAUCUUCAAUGGUAGUGACCAGGAGAGGACAGUCAAGAGGGCUAGAAUCACAACUAACAAUGUUUCCAAAGAUUGUAGUCUCCAGCUGAUUUCAGGACAGACCAACACUGCACAGAGUUACCAGUCUUGCCCAGUUUUCCAUGACAGCAACCAACAUACAUUCCACAACAUGGACAACAAUCAUUAUACAUAUACAGUAUCAACAAAUCAAAAUAAUCAGCCAAGUGACAACACUCCUCAAAGAGCCUCUGCCAAUUAUUCAUGCAAAACAGAGAAUGUCAUAAAUCAGCCUUCCUGCCCAUGGAAGUUGGCUCCAGGAGACAAAGUGUUGGCCUGUCCACUUAAUGCAUGCCCUGUAUCUGGGGCAGAGCGCACCAGUCAGGAGAUUUGGGAAUCCUUUUCUCAGUGCUUCACUCCUGCUGUCAAGGAGGUAGUAGAAUUCGCCAAGGGCAUUCCAGGAUUUCAAGAGCUUAGCCAGCAGGACCAAGUCAUGCUGCUUAAAUCGGGCACCUUCCAGGUUCUGAUGGUGAGGUUCUGCACCUUGUUCAAUGCUGCAGAGCAUACGGUGACAUUCUUGAAUGGCCAAACGUACUCCUUGUCUACUCUGCGUGCUUUGGGCAUGGGCUCUCUACUGGAUGCGAUGUUCGACUUCAGUGAAAAGUUGGCUUCCAUGGGGCUAGAGCCUGAUGAAAUGGCCCUCUUUAUGGCUGUGGUGUUGGUAUCAGCAGAUCGUUCUGGCAUCUCAGACACACUUGCUGUUGAACAGCUCCAAGAGGGUCUCAUCUGUGCUUUGAGGUCACUGAUUACUCGGCGGCGCCCAGAUGACACCUCGCUCUUCUCCAAACUGCUCCUGCGACUGCCAGACCUUCGCACCCUCAACAACCUGCACUCUGACAAACUUUUGGCCUUCCGCAUUGACCCUUGAGCAAGCCAUUUAUACAACGAGAAUAGCAGAAAAACAACACACACAUUCAAAAACAUUUUACCUUCCAAGGAUGGAACUUUUGUUUUAUAAGAGAGGAACAAGAGUGCAAUUUAAUGUUUUUUACGUAAAAAUGUAGCAAAAAUAAUUUUGGUCCUUUUCUCAGUUGGGAUAGGUUUAAAUCUACACAAUGUCAGGUGCGCACACAACAUUGCAACACCUCAAGGGCGGGAUUUAGGCGGGUGCAACCAGGCUAGAGGCCCGGUUUGCGGGUGUAAAGUGGUUGGGUGAGGGGAUGGUCAAACAGAAAGGUAAGAUGAUAUGCAGAGCUGUAAUAUACUGUUUAAGUUUAAAAUAUCUCUGCCAGUCCCCCCGGCUUGGCCAGUUGUCUGGAAGGUCUGCAAAAAAAUUCCACUUGCACCCCACACACGACUGUCAUGAGGAGCCCACGAAUAAUUGUCCACUAGCACUACCCCACCUCCUGUCAGACGAUCCACUCGGGGGCUUCGGUUUAUGCUCAUCGCACCCGGGCCGUGUUCACAUUUGCUCCGCCACUGCAACACCUCUGGUAUAUGAGAGGGAAAAAAAUCCAGUAACCACGUUCAUUGUGCAUAGUCGAUGUUACCAUUUUUCACAAAUCAUUUUGUGACUCAAUCUUUAUUAGCAGUGAACUUCAGAGUAACACAGGCCAGACAAAUAUCAUAGAUCCAUGAUGUUAGGGACCAUUUGUGAUGGCAUGUUGUGAGUUAAAGGGAAUGUGUGUAUAACAUCUGAAAUUUUGUCUUUCACUGUUUCACCAUCCACGAUAAUACUGGAAUACCAUUCAUCUGUUGUGUCCCCUGCACACAACAUUGUUUUUGGACUAAGUAUACAAGCUAUAAAUAGACUUCAAAUUAUUCAACUAAAACAUUGACCUCAGUAUUCAAAAUACCUGGUGUGAUGAAAAGUCUUUUUGCAUGUUUUGUAGUUGUUAUCCGCCCCUGUAAAUACUGUAUUAUGUUUAUGCAAAUGUGACUGAACAGAUAUAAUAGUUUGGUGAAAAUAAGAAUGUUCUGCUGACCUUCCAGUAUGAGGUGGGGGUUGGGUGUAGGGGGCUUUGCACAGGAGAACAGUGGUAGGGAUUCAAAAUGGACAUUUAAACCACUGCCUGCAUUAAGAUGAUGUAACCAACCAGCAAAAUCCCAAGAAUCACCAGCAGUCACUCCACAUGCAUCCUGCACCUGCCCCCAAUGUUUGUCAUACAAACUAAAGUGAUAUUUUAGCGUGGGAGAUCUUAUUUAAUCGGUCAUCUCACUGAUUGCUCGAGUGAUUAUGGCUGAUUGAGCACUUGUUGUACAUUUUGUAAAUCUUUAUUCUUUAAUAGAAAUGAUAUAAACUUCAGAUU